This is a messenger RNA of Theobroma cacao (cacao), 1333 nucleotides long. RefSeq names its product exopolysaccharide production negative regulator. The record is from RefSeq and is a predicted model, not a curated record. NCBI's taxonomy places the organism in Eukaryota, Viridiplantae, Streptophyta, Magnoliopsida, Malvales, Malvaceae.
UAUCCCCCGACAAAGAAAAGAGAAAAAAAAAAACCUUUAAAACGCAGCGAUCCGUAGCGUAGCGUGCUCCGUUCAUUCUGACUUACAAAAACUCUCCGAUCACCGGAUAAAUGGUUCCGGUGACCGGCGCACUCAGAGAAAAUAAAGUUGUGUAGCUUCCGCUGAUUCUCGCCUUUGAAUGUAUGGAUUCUCAAGAGAUCCCCGAUAAUGGUAACAAGGGUUUUCUCUUCAUGUUCUUUCGAAUCGCUUUUGCCCUUCUCUUCCCCAUCUUCGCUUUCUUUUUCCUAUCAUUUCUAGUCGGGUUCGUUGCGGUCUUUAUCGGGGAACUAUCGAUUCCGAAUUCGAUUACCGUUCCCACACAGUGCAAGAUAGUCUCUAGCAGUGUGGAUAUUAGGUCAUCGAAGAUUUGUGAGCUUGGAUUAUUGAAUUAUAAAGCGAAGCAUGUGCUUUAUCAUUUCGAGAGAAGCAAAUUUAGAUGCCGAUAUGAUUACUAUUGGACCUCUGUGUUCGAGGUGGAGUACAGAGACCAUUCUUUGGGUCAGAUACGACUUGCCUUCACAGAGGCACCGAAUGAGGCACUUCCUCUUAGUUGCAGGCCUAACUUCGGUGCUGCUUGGUUGACGAAAGAUAAAUUCAAGGUUAAUGAAACCUAUGACUGCUGGUACACUUCAGGUAUUUCCAAAGUAAAGUUGUAUAAUGAUGGCUUUUUCAGUUGCCAAGCAAAAGAUCCAUCCACAAUCGAGAUGAUCAAACGUUAUUUAAUGAUAUCCACCAAGAUUGUAUACUCGUGGCUUUCAAGCAAGGGGAGAGGUAUUUAUUGGAGGUGGGAAACAAUAGCUGGUGUUGUUACUGGUUUUUCAACUUCUAUAAUCACUAUUAGCUUCAUUAGAAUUCUACAACAGAUGAAGUCCUGGUUGCCUCAAGCCCUUAAUACAGUCCAUAUCAAGCGUGUUUGUUUUCUACUAGUGUACGUUUCUGUUAUGGGUUGGUUGGUAUCCCAAUAUUGGAGGAGGCUCAAUAUCCCAGUGAUUAACGUUUACAACCACUAGGCAGCACUGUUUUUGUACGUGCUAUUUGUUAUUUGCCCCUGGACUUGGUAUGUGAAUUUGGAAUUGAGUCAUGUGGCUUUCCUUGUGGAAAGAUGUAAAAUUGAGUGGUAAACUGAUGUAUUUGGUCACCAGGUAGAUAAUAGCUCGGCAAAGAUUACAAGGAGCAGAGAGAAAGGGUCAUGUACAGUUGAUUUACGGUAUAAAACUGUUGUAUUCUGAUGUAUAAUAUGCAUCACUGCCCCUGAGAGAUUCAGGGUUUCACAGUGCAUGUUUCAUUUUCUGCU